This is a messenger RNA of Acanthopagrus latus (yellowfin seabream), 1095 nucleotides long. RefSeq names its product ADP-ribosylation factor-like 2 (gene arl2). The transcript has 5 exons. Lineage: Eukaryota; Metazoa; Chordata; Actinopteri; Spariformes; Sparidae. Gene Ontology annotation, cellular component: microtubule cytoskeleton; cytoplasm. Gene Ontology annotation, biological process: protein folding. The record is from RefSeq and is a predicted model, not a curated record. Bases 147 to 701 code for a protein of 184 amino acids. Gene Ontology annotation, molecular function: GTP binding; GTPase activity.
CGUGGGGCGGGAUUAGCAUGUCAGCCACUUCCUGGUUCGCAAUGCUCAUGGAUGCUGAACAUCUUUCUCACGAUAGGUCAGUAAAAGUAGAUAUAAAACAGAAAGAUUUAUUAUAACUGCAGUUUAGUUUCUGGGACGACGCCGCGAUGGGUUUGCUGACGAUUUUGAAGAAGAUGAAGCAGAAGGAGCGGGAAAUGAGACUGCUGAUGUUAGGUCUGGACAACGCGGGGAAGACCACCAUCCUCAAGAAGUUCAACGGAGAAGACAUCAGCACCAUCUCCCCAACACUGGGCUUCAACAUCAAGACGCUGGAGCACAAAGGGUUUAAGCUGAACAUUUGGGAUGUAGGCGGUCAGAAGUCUCUGCGCUCCUACUGGAGGAACUACUUCGAGAGCACAGACGGGCUGGUGUGGGUGGUGGACAGCGCAGACAGACUCCGACUGGACGACUGCAGGCAGGAGCUCAGUGCUCUGCUGCUGGAGGAGAGGUUAGCUGGAGCAACGCUGCUGGUGUUUGCCAACAAACAGGAUCUACCAGGAGCGCUGUCCAAAGAGGCAAUAAGAGAGGCGCUGGCUCUGGAUAAGAUUAAAACUCAUCACUGGUGUAUCAUCGGCUGCAGCGCAGUCACCGGAGAGAACUUGUUAGACGGAGUGGACUGGCUGUUAGACGACAUCGCUGCCAGGAUCUUCACCGCUGACUGAACGCGUCAUAGUUUCUUUUUAGACAGCUGCUUCUCAUGUGGUGAGCUCUGACAUGAUCCCAGGCUCAUCACUGGACUGAAGGAUCAUACAGCCCAGCUGUUCUGUCUCAUCUGCUGCAGUGACAUACAGAUCAGUACUGUCUGCAUCUGAUCACAGCAGUCACUCCUGGCUUUUAUGUAAAGUGAUUUAAUGUUUGUUUUGAUCAAGCACUUCGCUCACAUUUGUAUCUUGGGUACAUCAAGCUGUCAGCUGAUUUGUGCCUCACAUUAGUGUUAUUGAAUAAAUUCAAAUGCCUGAACUCUGUGCAACUCUGUAGAUCCACCAGGACAUUUUCCAACAUGUUGUGUACUUGUAGUUCAUUUUCAUAAAUGCAGUUCUUUUAGUGGCAAUGAUU